UGUGGCCUGCAGUGUAGCCUGGUGUUGUUGAUCUUAGCAGCAAUGGCGCACCAGAAGCGAGAGAGGGAGGCCAAAGAGAUUGGAAGGGACCUGGGGGUCUACCAAUGGAACCCUUCGCAGGUCCAAUCCUUUCUGGUUGACCUCCGCUUGGAACGUUGGGGACCAAUCUUUGAAGACGUCGAUGGUGCAACCCUCACGGAGCUCUCCGAAGAUGAUCUCAAGGAACUUGGGUGCGAUCAACUCCUGAUGAGGAAAAAACUCUUGGGCCACAUCCAGAAAUUGAAAUUGGAGGCAAACUCAGAUUCCAAUGACGUGGCCAUGCCAUUGAUGUCGCAGGCCGAUCCCCCCAUCGCACCGGUCGCCGCGCCGGUCGCCGCGCCCGUCAUCGCGCCUUUGUGCGAUGCCCCGGCACGUGCAGGCGCUGCGCCGGAACCAUCUCCACCAGCGGCUGCAUCAGUGGAAAUACAACACCAUCAGGACAUGACAUUGGCGGUUCUUCACACUGAGUGGGAGCAAGUCAACCUACUGCAAGAGGAAUUUCAAAAUGCAGCGGGCAUCUUCGAGAAACUCCUGGAGCAGCGUGCCCAGCAGGUGACUGGGCGAAGUCUUGCUUCUAGCUUUCUUCAGGAGGUGCUGAGGCAGAUACGGGAGGCGCAAGAAACUGCGAUUCCUUGUCCUGCCCGUAUUCCGGUCUUUGGCAACACCGGUGCUGGCAAAUCCACUCUGCUGAACGCCGUGCUACGGCAGAACGUGGUGCCCACCUCUGGGUGGCGUUCCUGCACUGCGGUGCCCGUGGAGCUCACCGCCUCCAACGUUGCGGCUUUCAGGGGCGAGGUUCAUUUGAAGAGCAUGGAAGAAUGGAAAGCCGAGGUGCAGGCAGCCUUGCAGGAUCUACUGAUGAGCGAUCGGCAACGUGUUUCGCGGCGAGAGCCAGUGAGGGGAAAAGAAGAGACGCCAGCAGACGUGGCCUUUGCCACACUUGUUGCCGUUUAUCCCGAGGCUUUCAUGUACACCAGAGAUCCCUGGCCAUCCGUUGCUGCUGCCACGAGGGAGCUCUUUCGCAUUAGGAACCAGGUAACGACAAAGCAUGCUGCAGACAAGGUGCUGAAGUUCGAAAAUGCCGAUGGGGAGACCUUGGCACAGGAGGUGGUGGAUUACAUCGACUCUCCCGAGAGGGAUUGGCAGCCUGCCUUUUUUCCGCUGGUCAAGAAGGUGCGCAUCAUUUGCCCUGCAGCAGCUGCCCAUGUGCAUCCCCAUGUUGUCCUCGUAGAUGCGCCCGGUGUGCAAGAUGCCAACGCAGCACGAGGCAAUGUGGUGAAGAAGUUGUUGGAGGACGCCCAGAGCGUCGUCAUCGUGUCCAACAUCAAACGUGCAGCCACGGAGCGAGUGGCCCAGGAAAUGCUCAGCGAACGCUUCCGGCGGCAAUUGCUAAUGGACGGACACUAUGGGCGCCUAGCCUUCGUGGCAUCAUGCACAGAUGAGUUGACACUGUCGGAGCUCAAGAGAAAUUUGAAGCUCAAGAAAGAUGUCUCCAAGGAGACAGCGGCAGCUCUCCGAAAUGCCAGUGCCAAGGAAAAGAUCACCACCGAUUGCUUUGCGGGUCUUCGGCGCAUUGAAAUCCAAAGCGAGCAGCGUAGCCAGAGCACUGACGAAGAGUUCAGGCGCCGGGGCAUUGCCCCAGCCGUCUUUACAACCUCAGCCAGAGACUAUCAAAAGCUCUCCGGGCUUUUGGAUAUGGCCGUGGAUGGUCAACCUCAAGUCUGGUCAACUCUGAGGGACACAGAGAUUCCUGACUUCCGACGUUGGAUCCAUGCUCAAGGGCAGAAGGCCCAGUUGGAUGCUCUACAGAAGGCAGAAGAUCUCCUGGCCUCAGCUUGUCGAAAACUGCAGGAGCAAGGCCACCUGGAGACGGUGCCAUCUUGGGAUCCUUCCAGCAUCUUCGGAACUUUGAAGAAGAUCAAAGAAAGCCAGGCCGAAAUCAUGCGCACGUUGCUGACGCAGAAGCUCAUGAGCGCCGUGGGUGUGGGUCAGACGACAGCAGCAGAGGAAGGCGCGAGAAAUAUGUCAGCGCGCUGUGAGCCACAAGGUAGAGGUGGUCUGCACUGGUGUACCUUCAAGGCAACCUGCAGACGCGAGGGUGAGUGGCGAGAAGACUUUAACGAACUCUUGGCUGAUCCGCUGAACCGCAGAAUCGCGGUGGAAUGGGACCGGGUUUUGAAUCAGCUUCUACCAGAUCACGUGGACACUUUGCUGAGUCGAAUCGUACAAGAAAUGUGGAAACUGCAGAGCGAACUGAGCCUGCCGCUUCAGCCCUUCCAAGAUGCAGAGGAACUUGUGAAGAGGCAUGGCCCAAAGAUUAAAAGUAAUCUGCAAAGGCAGCAGAUGGAGGUCUCGAGAAGGAUCAAAGAGACCAUCAAGCAGCUGAUGACCCCAUCCUACCGACAAGCUGCUGCCGUGUCUGGCACAGGAACAGAUGUGAAACAGAAAACCAUUAUUCGCGACCAAGUGACUAUCAGAGGCGCUGUCAUGUUCCGAAAAGCAUCGGACUUUCUUGACGGGGAGUUGGACAACCUCAUGAGAUGUCUGGAGCAGAGCCUGGAGGCUUUGGUGGAAAGCCUGGCAUCGGUCUUGAAGGCUUCGAUGCAGCGAAUGGCUGCUGUGGGCCUCGAACGCCAGGCUUUGCGUGAGCUGCAGCAAGCCUGCAGCGCUGCUGUGUCCGAGGCCUUGUUGAAGAGCGAGGAGCGGCAGCGUCGUCGCAAUGCCUUGGAUUAUUCGGCAGCUGAAGCAGAAGUGGCAGGCAAGCCACAGCCCACUGGGAAUUCCCAAGCUCCAUCCUCAAAGGAGGCGAUUCCAAACGAAUAUUUCUGCCCGAUCUCCCAGGAGGUCAUGCUGGAUCCUGUGACGACAAGCGAUGGACAUACCUACGACAGAAAAUCUAUCGAGGAGUGGCUGCGGACCAACGAUACUUCUCCGAACACAGGUUUGACGCUGUCCAGCAAGACCCUCAUCCCCAACCACAAUCUGAGAAAGCUGAUCCAGGAGCAAGUGCAAGCAGCUGGCAGUCAAGUGCCGCAAGAUUCGUUGGAAAUGGAGCUGGAAGCAAUGAUGAGCAACAUGGAGCCAACCGCAGAAGCACCGCCAGAAGGCGAAGAUCCUGAUCAGGAUGCCGAAGAGGAGUCCGAAGAAAAAGGCGAAGAUCCUGAUCAGGAUGCCGAAGAGGAGUCCGAAGAAAAAGGCGAAGAUCCUGAUCAGGAUGCCGAAGAGGAGUCCGAAGAAGAAGGCGAAGAUCCUGAUCAGGAUGCCGAAGAGGAGUCCGAAGAAGAAGGCGGCCAAGUCUUCUCUUUGGAGUUAGCUGCAGAGGAACAAGGAAAACCUGAGAUGGCAGAGAUGGAUGGUAUUUCCAAUGUGCCAACCACACCUGGCUCGCACACGCGCAGCUCACCUCACUCCGGGAGUUCCAUGAGUCCCAGCAGCGUCCCAGGGGUCCCCAGCCCACCGGCCCCACCGGCCCCACUGGGCCCACCGGGCUUGGAUGGCUCUCGAAACGAUCGCAGGCUGCGACGUAUGUCCUCAUGGCUGCGCAAACGCCUGUGGAAGGGUCGAGGGAAAACUAGAACCUUCAAAGAGCAUGAGAUGCGAGCUCCCUUGGCCUGUUUUACCCCACGUGUUAUGGCAGAUAUUGAGAACGUGCGGUCCAAAAGCACGGAACAGCAUAAACUUUUGCGCAAGGACACGAUUCACGUGCUUGGGACGGAAGUCUUGCGAAACGAUAAGGACCAUCUCUAUGCAAUAGUGUUCCCCAUCCGAGUGCCAGGUGAAAAUGACGAACAGUUCAAUGAGAUCGUGCCAGAUGCUGAAGAAAGAUGGAAGGAACUCUUCCCGACCGAAGCAGAUGAUCCCAUGGACAAAAUGAAAGCAUCCACAGGGGUCACCUGGGAGACCUUUACCAGAGAAGUGCGCGAGAACGUGGUGAAAUACAUAGGUUGGCUUGGAUGUGAAGUGACAGAGUUCAAGAGUGUGGACGAGGAUGAGAUCUUCGUGCUGUUUGGCAUGAAGGAUCAAAAGAACCUGAAAAGGUUCCUUGUUGAAGAAGAGGCGAGGGUGAGGAUGAAACCUGAAGCCUACGAGUGGCACAAAUUCCAGUGUCCCACCGACAAAAAAGUUGGAAAGGACUUUGUGAGGGAAAUUGAGACUGAUCACUACACCCUAAGGGGCAGGGAUCACUACAACGACUAUCCUGCCUUCGUGCGCUACACCCCUGAGAUCGACGAGAUUGUCGAGGACGUGGAGGAGACGGAGAUGUUGCGGAUCCUGCGUCACGCCUUGCGUAAGUACUGUAGGGUGCAGCUCAUGGAGCAGGUGGGCGUUGUUCGGCUCUUCUUCCCAAUUCACAAGUGGGAGGAGCUUCAGGAGCUCUACAAGCGGGGAUGGAACGAUCCUUCCAAACCGGUGUACUACCCAAAGGCCCACAUGCCGGACCAUGUGGCCGAGUACUUUGGUGCCCACGUGGCCAGCUACUUCCACUUUUACAACACCUUGACCAGGUGGCUGAUUAUACCGGGACUCAUCAGCGUGAUCUUUCCCUUCGUUCGAGUCCAUUUUGGUCCCGAAAAGGCUCACUUUCUAGACAGUGGUUUUGGACUGAUGAUGUGCUUGUGGACCACAAUCUUCCUGGCACACAACAAGCACAGCCUCAAUGUGAAGCUCUUGAAAUGGGGCAUGGGUGGCAACGUGAGCGCGGUGACCAUAGUGAGAAAAAACUUCAAGGACGAAAAACGUGGAACUUGGUUAGAAACCUGCCGUGGCCUGUUGCACUGGGUCCUGGUCAUCACUUUCAUCUCCGAGACCAUUUUUGUUUCCCGGUGGAUUGUGCAGUAUCGACAGCAGAUCUUCGAUAACAUCGAUGGCACUACUUGGGGUAUGAAGAAUGUGGAUGUGGCGAAGUACUUCAAGUAUUUGAUCACUGCCAAUAUCAAAAUCGUGGAGAUGGUCUUUACCCCUUUGUCCAUCUAUUUGAGCAAACACGAGAACCACCGGACUGAAAUGGACUUGAAGAAUGCAAUGAUCUUGAAACUCUUCGCAGUGAAAUUCGUCCUCUUCUACUACCCCUUCAUCCGCCCGAUCUUCAUCCAGCCAAUGGUGGAAGGAUGCCCUGGUGCUGGUGCCAAAGCGGGAGAUAAUUUUGAAGGCUGCAUCAAUGACUUGAGACAAGAUCUUCAAAUCUUCUUCGUCACUCAGGUGGUGUCAGCUGUUGGUGGCCUGUUGGCAUCCGUGGGGCUGAUGUUCUGGACCAUCCGCAAAGAGGUGAAACGAAAGAAGAGUUCAGAAUCACUUCUGUCAUAUGUGGAGGUCCAGGCCAUGCUGUCGGAUUACGAUGAAGCGGCAGAAGUGUCUGACUACAUGCAAGCAGUCCUGAACUUUGGCUUCUUGUCAAUGUUCGGGGCAAUAGCACCUUCCAUGUGCUUCUUGUGCUUCCUGUCGAACCUGCCAAUGAAGCGCUUGUUGGCCUAUAGGUUUUCUUAUGUGCAGAAGCGAGUGAUCCCCAUCAUCACUGUGGGGAUCGGAUCCUGGGCUCUGAUCCUGAACUUCCUGGCGUUCUUUGGAGUUACAAGCACGAGUUUUAUAGUCAUUUUUGCUUUCGAUAUCUUGGACCUCCAAGGAGGUGACAAGUGGCAAAGUCUGUGCAUCAUGAUGAUGUUCUUCUUUUCCAUCGAAAGAGCACUGGGAGUCUUGAAGUUCGUGAUCGAUAUUGGUUCCGGUGAAAAAUCUUUAAGCCAUCUUCGCAUUGAGGAGUGCAACGACGAUGUUCGCGACAUUAUCCUUGCGAAUCAGAUCAAGAAAGUCAGCGCCACUCCUCGAGGAAGAUUUGGCUGCUGA
Messenger RNA from Cladocopium goreaui, 5877 nucleotides. The record is from the annotation of a GenBank genome assembly. NCBI's taxonomy places the organism in Eukaryota, Dinophyceae, Suessiales, Symbiodiniaceae.